This is a messenger RNA of Brassica napus (rape), 1144 nucleotides long. Its product is annotated as cyclin-dependent kinase inhibitor 6. The record is from RefSeq and is a predicted model, not a curated record. Gene Ontology annotation, cellular component: nucleus. The transcript has 2 exons. Gene Ontology annotation, molecular function: cyclin-dependent protein serine/threonine kinase inhibitor activity. Lineage: Eukaryota; Viridiplantae; Streptophyta; Magnoliopsida; Brassicales; Brassicaceae. The coding region runs from base 332 to 949 and encodes 205 amino acids. Gene Ontology annotation, biological process: negative regulation of cyclin-dependent protein serine/threonine kinase activity.
UUAAUUGUUUUUGAAAGGAAGCCAAAAAACGGCAAAAUAUAAAAGAAAGCGCGUUUCGAAACCGAAACCCAACAGCGUUUAAAGCGAAACUCCGUAACGGCGCCGUUACAAGUCUCCGUCACACUCGAAACGGGGACUACAACCAUAAACUCCGUCCCCUCGCGAAGGAAUAAAAUCUCAUCCGUUGAAAUAAUCAACGGCUCAUGAACCCUUCAACUCUCCUCUCUCUUUCUCUCUCUCUCGCCCACCAAAAUCUCCUCUGCUUUUUUUCUAAUAAGAAGCGAACCAAAAAUAGAAAGAAGCAGAGAAGUCCGCUUCACAGAGAGAGAAGAUGAGCGAGAGAAAUCUCAACAGCAAACGAGAAUCGCGAGAGCUUGAAGCUUCAAGCACAAGCGUCUCCCCACUCCAGAAGAAGAAGAAGCUCGAUGAUUCUUCAGCCGACUCUCAUGCCGUCGUCCUCGCGAUUCCCUCUCCUUCCGUAGCUUCAACGCAAGGUAGAUACUCUGUCACCUCUGACGACGAUGAUAAAAGCUCUAUCGUCAGCUCCGGCUGUUUCAGCAGUGAAUCGAACGAAACCGUGAGGAACAAUCCAUCCUCUGGUGUAGAUCUGGAGGUGAAGCUUCUUGAAUCCGUAGCUCUUCUCGGUUUUGUUAAAUCUCCAUUGAUUUUUUUUUUUCGUUUGUUCGUUAUGUUUGUUCAGGAUACAGUGAGCGAGGCUUUGGGAGAAACAACAGAGACGGAAAUGGAAUCAUCAUCGCCGGCGUUAAAGAGGGAUAAUAAACCACCGGGAGUGAGCAAGAUUCCGACGGCUGAGGAGGUCGAAGCAUUCUUAUCGGAGCUAGAAGGCGGCGAGGAUAAACAAAAGCGAUUCAUAGAAAAGUACAACUUCGAUAUCGUCAAUGACAAACCGCUUCAAGGUCGUUACAUGUGGGAUCGACUCAAGCCAUGAAAGCUUGAAAUAAAUUAGCAUGUGGAGGAAAAAAGAGGAAGUUAGGUUAUUUUCUACUUGUAUUCCACUUGUACAGCUCUUUUUUGGUAAUCAGUUUUAGCCUAUGUUAGUUCGUUCGUAUAAACAAAGGAAAAAUACAACCUUUAUAUCGGAAGUUUCAGAUCUUGAUCAAGUAACUACGAUGGUUUUUCAGAA